Lemur catta (Ring-tailed lemur) is the source of this 6128-nucleotide messenger RNA. RefSeq names its product tolloid like 1 (gene TLL1). The transcript is spliced from 22 exons. The record is from RefSeq and is a predicted model, not a curated record. Gene Ontology annotation, biological process: proteolysis. The coding region runs from base 1 to 3177 and encodes 1058 amino acids. Gene Ontology annotation, molecular function: calcium ion binding; zinc ion binding; metalloendopeptidase activity. NCBI's taxonomy places the organism in Eukaryota, Metazoa, Chordata, Mammalia, Primates, Lemuridae.
AUGACUGAGAACGUCAUUAUGAAAUCCCUGUUGUUGGCGGAAGCACAGUCAGGACAUGGAGCAGAUACCUGCCUGGGUCAGCGGGGGCGGGUUUCUCGGGAGGCUUCUGCAGGCAGCGUCCCCAGUGUCACCAACUUCCUGGCCGUGCGGUGCAGCGUGCUCUGCAGCGGUGACCCGCUUGACCGGGAGCUUGUUAACAACGUGGACUGCGAGCCCCUCUCCAGACCUGCCCGAUCAGAGCUGCGUGGGAACCAGACCCCGCCGCUCCUGUGCAGGCUGAGCCGGAGCAGGCUGGGGUCCACACCUGUGUUUUGGGGCGACAUUGCCUUAGAUGAUGAAGACUUGAAUAUCUUCCAGAUAGACAGGACGAUUGACCUUACACAGAACCCCUUUGGAAGCUUGGGACAUACCACAGGAGGACUUGGAGACCAUGGUAUGUCCAAGAAGCGAGGAGCCCUCUCCCGGCUUAUCGAUAGGAUAAGAAGAAUUGGCUCUGGCCUGGAGCACAACAGCACAGCCCAGGGAAAACCGUCUCUGCUGCCCUCAGUGCAGAGUGAGAAAAACCGGGUUCCCAGAGCCGCCACGUCCCGCACAGAGAGAGUGUGGCCCGGGGGCGUCAUCCCCUACGUCAUAGGCGGCAACUUCACUGGCAGCCAGCGAGCCAUGUUCAAGCAGGCCAUGAGACACUGGGAAAAGCACACGUGUGUGACCUUCAUGGAGAGGAGCGACGAGGAGAGUUACAUUGUGUUCACCUACAGGCCUUGUGGGUGCUGCUCCUACGUAGGCCGGCGGGGAAACGGACCUCAGGCCAUCUCUAUCGGCAAGAACUGUGACAAAUUUGGCAUCGUUGUGCACGAACUGGGCCACGUGAUAGGCUUCUGGCAUGAACACACGCGGCCGGACCGGGACAACCACGUGACCAUCAUCAGAGAAAACAUCCAGCCAGGUCAAGAGUACAACUUUCUGAAGAUGGAGCCUGGCGAGGUGAACUCCCUGGGCGAGAGAUACGACUUCGACAGCAUCAUGCACUACGCCAGGAACACCUUCUCAAGGGGGAUGUUUCUGGACACCAUCCUCCCCUCCCGCGAUGACAACGGCAUCCGCCCAGCCAUCGGCCAGCGGACGCGUUUAAGCAAAGGAGACAUUGCACAGGCAAGAAAGCUGUAUAGAUGUCCAGUGUGUGGAGAGACCCUGCAAGACUCCAACGGCAACCUCUCCUCUCCAGGGUUCCCCAACGGCUACCCCUCCUACACGCACUGCGUCUGGAGAGUCUCCGUGACCCCCGGGGAGAAGAUCGUGCUGAACUUCACCACCGUGGACCUGUACAAGAGCAGCCUGUGCUGGUACGACUACAUCGAAGUCAGGGACGGCUACUGGAGGAAGUCGCCCCUCCUCGGUAGAUUCUGUGGGGACAAAGUGCCUGAAGUUCUCACCUCUACAGACAGCAGAAUGUGGAUCGAGUUUCGCAGCAGCAGUAACUGGGUAGGAAAAGGCUUCGCAGCUGUCUACGAAGCCGUCUGCGGGGGUGAGAUCCGCAAACAGGAGGGGCAGAUCCAGUCUCCUAACUACCCCGAUGACUACCGCCCCAUGAAGGAGUGCGUGUGGAGGAUAACCGUGUCCGAGGGCUACCACGUGGGGCUGACCUUCCAGGCCUUUGAGAUUGAAAGACACGACAGCUGUGCCUACGACUACCUGGAAGUUCGAGACGGGGCCGGGGACAACAGCCCUUUGAUAGGGCGUUUCUGUGGCUAUGACAGACCUGGGGACAUAAGAUCCACCUCCAACACCUUGUGGAUGAAGUUUGUUUCCGACGGGACCGUGAACAAGGCGGGGUUUGCUGCUAACUUUUUCAAAGAGGAAGACGAGUGCGCCAAGCCGGACCGCGGGGGCUGUGAGCAGCACUGCCUGAACACGCUGGGCAGCUACCAGUGCGCCUGCGAGCCGGGCUACGAGCUGGGCCCCGACAGGAGGAGCUGCGAAGCUGCGUGUGGUGGGCUGCUCACCAAGCUCAACGGCACGGUCACCACGCCAGGCUGGCCCAAGGAGUACCCGCCCAACAAGAACUGCGUGUGGCAGGUGGUGGCCCCGGCCCAAUACCGCAUCUCUGUGAAGUUUGAGUUUUUUGAAUUGGAAGGCAAUGAAGUCUGCAAGUACGACUACGUGGAGAUCUGGAGCGGGCUCUCCUCCGAGGCGAAGCUGCACGGCAGGUUCUGCGGGGCCGACGUGCCCGAGGUGGUCACCUCGCAGUUCAACAACGUGAGGAUCGAGUUCAAGUCCGACAACACCGUGUCCAAGAAGGGCUUCAAAGCACAUUUCUUCUCAGACAAGGACGAGUGCUCCAAGGACAACGGCGGGUGUCAGCACGAGUGUGUCAACACCAUGGGAAGCUACGUGUGCCAGUGUCGCAAUGGAUUUGUGCUGCACGAAAACAGGCACGAUUGCAAGGAAGCUGAGUGUGAGCAGAGGAUCCACAGCCCCAGUGGCCUCAUCACCAGCCCCAACUGGCCGGACAAGUACCCGAGCAGGAAGGAGUGCACCUGGGACCUCAGCGCCACCCCUGGCCACCGCGUCAGACUGGCUUUUAGUGAGUUUGAGAUCGAGCAGCACCAGGAGUGCGCCUAUGACCACUUGGAAGUGUUUGAUGGAGAAACAGAGAAGUCGCCAAUUCUUGGACGGCUGUGCGGCAGCAAGAUCCCGGACCCUCUGGUGGCUUCCGGAAACAGAAUGUUUGUGCGGUUUGUUUCCGACGCCUCUGUUCAGAGAAAAGGCUUCCAAGCCACACAUUCCACAGAGUGUGGCGGCCGACUGAGGGCGGAGCCGAAGCCCAGGGACCUGUACUCCCACGCCCAGUUCGGCGACAACAACUACCCGGGACAGGCCGACUGCGAGUGGCUGCUGCUGUCGGAGCCGGGCGCCCGCCUGGCGCUGUCCUUCCAGACCUUCGAGGUGGAGGAGGAGGCCGACUGCGGCUACGACUACCUGCAGCUCUUCGACGGCCUCGACCCGACCGCCGUGGGGCUCGGUCGAUUCUGCGGCUCUGGGCCACCAGAAGAGAUCUAUUCCAUUGGGGAUGCAGUUUUAAUCCAUUUUCACACUGAUGACACAAUCAACAAGAAGGGAUUUCAUAUAAGAUACAAAAGCGUAAGAUAUCCAGAUACCACGCAUACCAAAAAAUAACACCAGGACCUCUGUGGGAACAUGAAGCAAUGUGCGUAAUGCAGAGAAGACAUAUUUUUUUUAGAAUGAAGGUGUCGGCACAAAUGUUUUGUCUAGUGGGUUUGAACACAAGACAAGUGCAAGGCCAGAAUUCUCUCUCCACGGAGAGGGGAGUUCCCAGCCCACCCUGGUCAGCGUCGCAGGGACAUGUGAGCGCCCUGCCUGACAGCGUUGGUGGUGCUGGUGAAAGCGUCACACGCUUCCGGAAGACGCAGCGAGCUUUGGUUCACAGCCUGGAAUGGAUGCCUCGCAAUUCAGACAGGGCAGUUUGGGAGCUGUGAUCCUGCAGAGGGAUCCUUUUGACAAUUUUUCAAGAUUUGGGGGCAGGAAAUGAUACUGCAGGUCAUAAGCUGGAAAGCCCUCUCCUUGUGUCCUGGGUAACUGCUCUGACUGCGUGUCUCAGACCCAGAGGGGGUUGAAACGGGAACCAUGGAGGGCGUUUUGUGCUUGGAACGUGUGCGUGUGUGUCUGGUGUUUGGAAACUGGAAUAUUUCAGCUUCGUUACUUUCACUUGCAGGCUGUUUAACCUCUCGGAAACACAAACGAUCUUGACACCACUUCUUUGUACUUACUUUGUGAUGAGUUUGAAAUGUCAAUAGUGUCUAUUUUUGCAGUUAAACUCUAGACGUCAUUUAUUUAAGUACUGGAAAAUGCCCGUUUAACUGGUGAGCUCAGUUCUUGCUGUGGAAGUGCUGUGUUUUCACACCCAGUCCAGGAAGCCCGUGAGGUCUCAUGGAGCCUACGAGGACGCUCCCAGGAGGUGAGGGCAGGAUUCUUCCGAACGACUGAUGGGUGGUUCUCACGCAUGUCACUGCUGCUGCUGUUAUCCUUGUGUUUUCCUCUGGUUGUUGAUCUGUUAUUAUUGUGGAUGUUGUCACAGUUAAUGUAUUUUUUAAAAAUGAAAUCAAGUGGAAGUAGACCUUGUGAAAAUUGAAAGAUCUCUCUCUUUUUUUCCCCCCGGGGAUUCAGUUUAAAAAAAAAUGCAAAGUUGGAAAAAAGAUUUGUGUCUGAAAGACUUCCUACGGUGCUAUUCCAUACACUUUUUUUUAAACAAGUUUUUGACCUUUGAGCCAACCACCUGUAGACAGUGAAUGUCUGCCAUGUCUGGCUGGCGGCACUUGAAACCUGGAGACCCGUUAAUGUAUCAAGAGUGUGUCAUUGCAGGAGCAGCACUUGUCCUGCGGAGCAGCCACUUACGAUGCCUUAGAACACUUGCACGGGGCCCAGCAAGUCCUGGAGACACCCGCUGGGAGGUGGAGCAUGACCGUGUGUGCUAAUUAACAGCCGGUGAGGAACACCCAUAUCCACGACUGAGACAUUGGAUACAAGUAUGGUGACCCGGUUUUGUUGUAGACAAUGUCAGUUCUGGAUGGAUUUUCUGCUUUCAAGGCUUGUGUACUUUUCAUGUUAAUGUGUGUAUGUGUGAGAUUGUCUGAGUGAGGGAGGCUGCAAGGGAUGAAAAAUAAUGAGUGGUUGAAAGUAGAAAUUCUGUGCCAGGUUCUGGUAGAAUCCCAUUCCAGACGGCACCUUCCUAGGUUUCAUGGACGAGUGAUGGGAACCUCUGCUUAUUAUCAGUCCCAUAAAGAAGGGUUCUUCCCUUUAAGGAAACUGUUUUGGUAUUUUUGGAUGUAGAUGCAGAUUCUGUUACCUGUCCAUGAACAUUCCACAUUUAAUAUAACUGGGUCUAGUCUUCGUUUUUACGAAAGUAAACUAUACAGACAGAUGUAGCUUAUUUGUUUCUUCUCUCAUUGUUGCUCUGAAAAAAUCUUUCCUUGCAUAUAAAUUGUGAAAUGUAAAUACAUUUUUAAAACCAAUGUUUUGAUCUUACUGAAUGUUACUUUGGAAAGUGUCACUGCUGCCUGCAACGUCCAUGAGCCUGUCCGUGAAGCUGUUGUAUUCCAGUAGCUUCUUCCAUAUGUUUCCACUAAUCUCCAAUGAGUCAAAAUGUGUCAGGAGUGAGGAAGUGAGGAGAAGAAACACAUGGACCCUGUCAUGGUCUGCGCCCCCCAGCCAUGUGCGAGGCGUGUGCAUGGGCUCUGUACCCUCCAGGCCAGCCUCAGCACUGUCACGAUGUUCUCAUGCCAUAGUUCAGGAACUGAGGCUCAGAGACGUUAUCUUAACUUCCCCAGGGUCACAGUUAGACAUUGAAACCCAGUUUGUCUGAUAGCAAAGUCUGUGCUUGUUCUACAGAACGUAGUAGAAUCAAUCUCAGAGUAUAUAAAUAGAUUUUUUUAUGAUGAAACUUUUCCACGUAAAGUCGAUUUUAGGGGUGACUUAACAGAAAAACCUUCAGGAUGAACAUUUUUUUUUUCCCCAGGAACAGCAUGAGAAUUAGAAUAACAAUGAUAGUUAUCUUUGAAAACCAGAAUUAGUACUAGAAACUAAAAAGCAAACUGUAGUUUGGAGUUACUGUGGGCCUUCUGUUAAAAUAAAUAUGUUAAAUUAUUUUCCCUGGUCUGGUCGGGCACUUGCAGUACCCUGUGCUGAGGAAGAUUCCGGAUGUCCCGAUUGCCAUCUGCUCAGGCCCCGGCGAGUGUGCCCAGCACCGCCGAGAAGUCAGGGAAGGUGUUUGCAGCACUCAGAGAUGUCGUGACUUAGGUCUUCGCCGUGAACAUUCACUUUUAUUGUAUCUCAUGUCAGAUAUCAGUUUACUGCAUAUUAUUUUUAUAUUAAUACAACAUUUGCCUUAAAUGUGUUGUUAAAUGAAAAUACAGACAGCUUCGUUGUUGUUUUGUUAAUAUUUGUUACUGUUCCACUUCAUUAAAUUAAGUUUGUAAAUUAUUUUCAACCCCUACAUCAAUAGAUUGGUUGUCUUUUUGUUUGCCGAAGUUCUAACUCUCAUCUUUCUCGCUGACUAUGCACAGAAAAUAACUGUUCUCACUUGAUUUUAUUAAAUUAUUUUUAAAAAUCAA